ACUGCUCCACUUCCGCCCUCGCCCGCCGCCCACCACCCACCCUCCCCUACCCGGCUCCCCCAUCCCGGCCUCCGGCGGUCCACCUCGCCCCUUCGCGCAGCGCGCCUGCGCCUUGCGCGGUCGGCAGCUCCACCCGCCGCCCAGCUCGCUGCACGCCUGCAACCUGCGGUUUGCGGGCGCGUCUGUUCACUUGGUCCAGCCUGUGCCUUGUUGCGGCCGCCCGUCAACUUCCUCCGCCGCCGCCCACUGCUGCCCUCCGGCCGUCGCCACUGCUCUAUAAUGGAUCCCAACAUGAAGGAGCUUCAAGAGGCUCUGGUUGACAUUGAGACUGAUGCAGAACAAGUUCUUCUGGCUAGGCAUCAGUUGGUGGAAAAUGAUAAAAUAAGAAAUGCUAAUAGGGAGGCCUUGACAGCCCUCCGGAAACAAGCCAGGACAACCAAAACUAGUGUGCCAUCACCCUUUGAGGUCAUAAUGAAAGAGAUGGAAGGAAGCUCUGGCAAGCAGCUGAUAAAGGAGGUAUGCCCGACUUGUGGAGAGCACGACCCCAAAGAACAUACCUGGCUAAUGUUUCCUGGAUCAGAUAUUUUUGCUCGUGUUCCAUUUCAUGUGGCGCACACCGUUCUGGAAAAAGACCAAGAGCGCCUGGAUAUCGAUACCAAGAAACUGCAAAGCUUCGUCAAGGAUAAAUCACUUGUGAUCGCUGAGAAAGGCGCUCUUGCAGGCAGAUUUGGUGCUGAUACUGUGAAAUCCUUGGUCAGCCUAACGGACACACCAAAGUCAGGACGGGAGGGAAGGGAGCUUGUGCAGGGCCCUGAAGUGAAGUAUCAGUUGGGUUGAAUCGACAACUGUUUCAGACGACAAUGUUCUUUCUUGGAUAUUUCUUGUAUAGAUGGUCCCUAUCGCGUGAAAAGGAAAAAAGUUGGCCAUGGUUAUUAGUACUUGGAAAAGGUUGUCCUGAAUUGAUGUUGUACUUUAGCGAAUCCGGCCUUCUGAAUUCUGAUUUGCUGUGACGUUGUGGCACAAUCAGUGUAGUUCAAAAGAGAAGACAGGUGGCCGUACCUCAGAGUCUUUCUGCCCUGUCUCAUAGUAGAACCAACUGAGGUUACACCUUUGAGUCUUCUUUGAAGUCGAUUGCUAUUUUGUUCAA
Panicum virgatum (switchgrass) is the source of this 1147-nucleotide messenger RNA. RefSeq lists its product as uncharacterized. NCBI's taxonomy places the organism in Eukaryota, Viridiplantae, Streptophyta, Magnoliopsida, Poales, Poaceae. Bases 280 to 837 code for a protein of 185 amino acids. The record is from RefSeq and is a predicted model, not a curated record. The transcript is spliced from 4 exons.